Messenger RNA from Aspergillus heteromorphus CBS 117.55, 3795 nucleotides. RefSeq names its product a-pheromone processing metallopeptidase Ste23. The transcript has 2 exons. The coding region runs from base 133 to 3696 and encodes 1187 amino acids. Gene Ontology annotation, cellular component: cytosol; mitochondrion. Gene Ontology annotation, biological process: peptide catabolic process. The record is from RefSeq and is a predicted model, not a curated record. Lineage: Eukaryota; Fungi; Ascomycota; Eurotiomycetes; Eurotiales; Aspergillaceae. Gene Ontology annotation, molecular function: metal ion binding; metalloendopeptidase activity.
CUUUCGCUUCGCCUCUCUCCUCCCCCUCCCCCUUUAUUUCCCAUCUCCUCCGCCCACUUCGCAACUCCGCCUGUCUCCCUCCCCCCAGACGGCGUCCCUCCGGCCUCCCGCCUCCAACCCUCCUUUCUCUGGAUGCCUCCAAGGUCCUCUGCAGCUCGCCGCUUGUGGAACUCCAGACACUUUUCCUACCCUCAAUCGCCGGCCCUCCGUUCCUUCUCCCUGUCAGGCGCCUCGGCGGCGAUUGCCCCUCAUUCAGCCUCCCCCUCGCCACGCUUCCCCUCGCUUCGCCCGCGCUCGCCGCACGCCUUCGUCUCCCCGCCCGUCCCUCUCCGUGCCAGCUACUCCUCCUCCUCCUCCUCCGCCGCCGCCGCGACCAUGGGCUCCGUUCAGCGCAUCGCCGAGAGCUUGGAGAAGCCUGAGCUCGACGACCGCUCAUAUCGCGUCAUCCGCCUGCCCAACAAGCUAGAAGCCCUGUUGGUCCACGAUCCCGACACGGAUAAGGCCAGUGCCGCCGUCAACGUCAAUGUCGGCAACUUUUCCGACGCCGACGACAUGCCCGGCAUGGCCCACGCCGUCGAGCAUCUGCUCUUCAUGGGCACCAAGAAGUACCCCCUAGAAAAUGCCUACAACCAAUACCUGACCGCCCACUCCGGUUCCUCCAACGCCUAUACCGCCGCCACUGAGACCAACUAUUUCUUCGAGGUCGCCGCCACCGCUGCCUCCGCGGAGGACAAGCAGGCCGCCAAUACGGGCGCCGCGGACGCGAACGGCGCCGUCACCCCCGAGUCGACCCAGCCGGCCUCCCCGCUAUACGGCGCCCUGGACCGCUUCGCACAGUUCUUCGUGGAACCCCUGUUCCUGGAAUCGACCCUGGACCGCGAGCUGCAGGCCGUCGACUCGGAGAACAAGAAGAACCUGCAGAGCGACCUGUGGCGUCUGAUGCAGCUCAACAAGACCCUGUCGAACCCCGCCCACCCGUACCACCACUUCUCCACCGGCAACCUGCAGACCCUGAAAGAGGGGCCGCAGCAGCGGGGCCUGGAGGUGCGCAAUGAGUUCAUCAAGUUCUACAAAAAACACUACUCGUCCAACCGCAUGAAGCUGGUGCUGCUCGGACGCGACUCCCUGGACGAGAUGGAGCAGUGGGUGGCCGAGCUGUUCUCCGACGUCAAGAACCAGGACCUCCCCCAGAACCGCUGGGAUGACGUGCAGCCCUGCACCCCGGAUCACCUGGGGAAGCUGAUCUUCGCCAAGCCCGUCAUGGACAUGCGCUCGCUCGACAUCUACUUCCCCUUCAUGGACGAGGAGGCCCUGUACGAGUCCCAGCCGAGCCGCUACCUCAGCCACCUGAUCGGCCACGAGGGGCCGGGCAGUAUCUUGUCCUACAUCAAGGCGAAAGGCUGGGCGAAUGGCCUGUCCGCCGGCGUGAUGCCUGUCUGCCCCGGGUCGGCCUUCUUCACCAUCUCGAUCCGCUUGACCCCCGAGGGCUUGAAGCAGCACCGCGAGGUCUCUCGCGUGAUCUUCGAAUAUAUCGCCAUGAUCAAGGAGCGCGAGCCGGAGCAGUGGAUCUUCGAUGAGAUGAAGAACCUGGCCGAGGUCGAGUUCCGGUUCAAGCAGAAGUCUCCCGCCAGCCGAUUCACCAGUCGCCUGAGCAGCGUGAUGCAAAAGCCGUACCCCCGCGAGUGGCUGCUCAGCUGCAACCUCCUGCGCAAGUUCGACGCGGAGUCGGUCAAGAAGGCCCUGUCCUACUUCCGCCCCGACAACUUCCGCAUGGUUAUUGUCGCCCAGGACUACCCCGGGGACUGGAACUGCCGCGAGAAGUGGUACGGCACCGAGUACCGGAUCGAGGACAUCCCGCAGGACUUCAUGGCCAGCAUCCGCCAGGCGCUGGAGACCUCCCCGGAGAACCGACUGCCCGACCUGCACAUGCCGCACAAGAACGAGUUCGUCCCGACCCGGCUCUCCGUGGAGCGCAAGGAGGUGUCGGAGCCGGCCAAGACCCCGAAGCUGAUCCGCCACGACGACCACGUCCGCCUGUGGUACAAGAAGGAUGACCGCUUCUGGGUGCCCAAGGCGACCGUCCAUGUGACGCUGCGGAACCCCUUGGUGUGGGCCACUCCGGCCAACCUGGUCAAGGCGAAGUUCUACUGCGAGCUGGUGCGCGACGCGCUGACCGAGUACUCCUACGACGCCGAGCUGGCCGGUCUCGACUACCAGCUGUCCGCCAGCAUUUUCGGGUUGGACAUCACGGUGGGCGGCUACAACGACAAGAUGUCGGUCCUCCUGGAGAAGGUGCUUACCAGCAUGCGGGAGCUGUCCGUCAAGCCGGAUCGGUUUCAUAUCAUCAAGGAGCGCCUCACGCGGGGCUACAAGAACGCGGAGUACCAGCAGCCGUUCUACCAGGUCGGGGACUACACCCGGUACCUGACCGCCGAGCGCACCUGGCUCAACGAGCAGUACGCCGCCGAACUGGAACACGUGGAGGCGGAGGACGUGUCGUGCUUCUUCCCCCAGAUCCUGCGCCAGAACCACAUCGAGGUGCUGGCCCACGGCAACCUGUACAAGGAGGAUGCGCUGCGCAUGACCGACCUGGUGGAGUCGACCCUGCAGAGUCGCACCCUGCCCGAAUCCCAGUGGCACGUGCGCCGCAACAUCAUCCUGCCUCCGGGGACCGAUCAUAUCUACGAGCGCACGCUCAAGGACCCCGCUAAUGUCAACCACUGCAUCGAAUACUACCUGUACAUCGGCAACAUGGACGACAGCGCGCUGCGGGCUCGGCUGCUGCUGUUCGCGCAGAUGACGGAUGAGCCGGCCUUCGACCAACUGCGCAGCAAGGAGCAGCUGGGCUAUGUGGUCUGGAGCGGCGCCCGCUACUCCGCGACGACCAUGGGCUACCGGGUCAUCAUCCAGAGCGAGCGCACCGCCCCGUACCUAGAGUCCCGCAUCGACGCGUUCCUGACCUCCUUCCGCAAGACGUUCGAGGGCAUGUCGGAGCGCGACUUCGAGAACCACAAGCGCAGCGUGAUCAACAAGCGCCUGGAGAAGCUCAAGAACCUGGGCUCGGAGACCAACCGGUUCUGGUCGCACAUCGGCUCGGAGUACUUCGAUUUCGUGCAGAACGAGAACGACGCCGCCAACGUGCGCUCGCUGACCAAGGCGGAAAUCCUACAGUUCUACGGGCAGUUCGUUGAGCCCCAGUCGCCCACCCGGGCGAAGCUGGCGAUCCACCUGAAGGCCCAGGCCGGGGCACACGCGCACGCCAAGCCCGAGCAGCAGAAGUCCCAGCUGCUGUCGUUCUUCAGCAAGCAGCUUGAGACCGCAGGUUUUGCCGUGGACACGGAGCGGCUGACGGCGGCCUUCGCGAGUGUCGACGUGUCCGGCGGCGACGAGGCGCAUAUCCUGGCCACGCUCCGGGCGUUUUUGGGCUCCAUGAGCCUGUCUGAGCAGCAGACGAAGACCGUUCUUGAACCCGUGGAGGCCAACCUGGGUCUGCAGCUGAAGCAAGCCGGCAUCGCGCCCAAGAAGGUGGAGAGUGACGCCGCGUCCCAUUCGAACGGGGCUGUGAACGGCGCGAGCGACCCGCCCUCAUCCUACAUCACUAACGUGCCCGAAUUCAAGGCCCGGCUGGCCAUCAGCUCCGGCCCUAGCCCGGUGCUGGACCUCAGCGAGUUUGAGGACUUUGACGCCAAGCUGUGACCUUAGGGAGUAGAUUUCUUGAUACGGAUGGUCAGAAUGGAGUGUUUGGUUUGAGAGCCGGUAGAUUCGGUUGGAUAAUGUAGGAAUAGACAUGUUUUC